GGAAGUGACGUCGUCCAAGUAAACAGAAAUAGCAGAGACGAGGAGCAGUCGUUCACUGUCAACCAGCGGAUAGUCUACUCUUUUAAACACGACUCCCGUGUCCAGUCGUCUGUUUUUUUCCGUUCAUUAUGUCCAUGUUACUACCGGGCAGAGUUACUAUGACCUUUUUCGUGUUGUCUGUUGUUGGGCUGCUGCUUGUUAGCUUUGUUAGCCAGGGUAAAUGCCAAACAACUGCGCCGCCACCACCCCCAUGUUCCAUCAACAAGAACUGUGACAGCUGCGUUCCUCAUGCUAAGUGUCUCUGGUGUUUUGCCACCAACAACUGCACAGAUUACCCUGUGACCUGGCUGUUGCCCCCAGCAUCGCUGUGCCCGCUGUCUCAGGCCCGGUGGGGGGUGUGCUGGUUGAACUUUGAAGCGCUGAUCAUCGCCCUGGCAGUGGUGGCCGGAACCAUCCUGAUCGGCAUCAGCGUCUGCUGCUGCUGUUGCUGCUGCUGCAAAAGACGACGCUCAAGGCCUGACAGAGAUGAGGAGAGAUUUGCCAGGAGGAGAGAGGAGAUCAGACAGCGCGCUGAGGAACGUAAGGUGGAGAGGCAGUCAAAACACGAUGAGAUCCGGAGAAAGUAUGGCCUGAUGGGGGACUCGGACCACCCAUACAGCAAGUUUGAGAACGAGUGAAGCAGCUGAGCUGGAGGACUGAGCUGCUCUCAUGUUUUCACUUUUAGCUUGAAUUUCUGUCUCUUUGUCUCCUGAUGCUAACUCUGCAGACCACAGCUGGACACACCCACCUAGAUCCAGGCCCAGAUUCCACUUUCUCCUGUUCAAUAAACACAACCUGACUGACUGACUGACUGACUGACUGACUGACUGACUGACUGACUGACUGACUGACUGACUGACUGACUGACUGACUGACUGACUGACUGACUGACUGACUGACUGACUGACUGACUGACUGACUGACUGACUGACUGACUGACUGGGUCUGGGAGUUCUGUUUAGUCUUGGAUGAAUGUGAAGCCUGUUUUUAAUUUUUUUUCCUAAUUUCAUGUGUUCAGAAAUGUUUUCUCUUUUUAGAUAUCCUACUUUCACAUUAGUCUUUUUGCACUUUGAACAUGAAAGAAAUUUAUAAAUUACACAAUUAUGAUUGCAUCAUUGACGUGUUCACAUAAAGAAAGGUUGUGUAAAAAAAAAAGUUUUUU
Poeciliopsis prolifica (blackstripe livebearer) is the source of this 1201-nucleotide messenger RNA. RefSeq names its product pituitary tumor-transforming gene 1 protein-interacting protein. Gene Ontology annotation, cellular component: cytoplasm; nucleus. The record is from RefSeq and is a predicted model, not a curated record. Lineage: Eukaryota; Metazoa; Chordata; Actinopteri; Cyprinodontiformes; Poeciliidae. The transcript is spliced from 7 exons. Gene Ontology annotation, biological process: protein import into nucleus. The coding region runs from base 129 to 677 and encodes 182 amino acids.